AGCACCGGAAGGACUCUUGUCCUCCAGCCAAUCCGAGCGGUGGCUUUGUGUGAAUGAAGAGUGAGCAUCACACAGACUAAAACCUCCUCCUGUGUCCAACAUCUGAUAUUAGAAGGGUAGGAUUCUCAGCCUGAAAUCUCAAACCAAACAUUGUGUCCAGAUCUGAUAGAGUCAUCCAAUUCAUCGGGACCUGAAUAUCAUCGGCCGUUGAAUCUGGAAGGAGAAAUAUUUGUCUGUUCUGGCUGGUUCAAAAGGUUUUCAUCAUCAGUGUUACUGGGUAAUCACCGAGACACACACACCUGAGUGAGAGUGUUCCAGUGAAAUGAGCGUGGAAAGAACUUUAACCAGUUACACAGCCUGAAAGUACAUAACACUAUUCACAGCAGGGUGAAGCUGUGCACGUGUUCUGUGUGAGGACGAGGCUUCAACUGAUCAUCAAACCUGCAGGGUCACAAGGACACCUGUAUCAUGGAGAAGCUGUGGAUAUGUGGGUACUGUGGGAAGGGUUUCCGGUUCCCGUCUGCGCUGGAAACUCAUCGACGCAUUCACACUGGGGAGAGACCAUUCACUUGCUCCAUGUGUGGGAAGGGAUUCACUGAUUCAUCCACCCUUCGGAAACACCUUCAUGUUCACACCAUGGAGAGGCCGUUCACCUGCUCCGAGUGUGGGAAGGGAUUCAGGGAUUCAUCCCACCUGUUGACACACCAGCGGGUUCACACCAAGGAGAGGCCAUUCACCUGCUCGGAGUGUGGCAAGAGAUUCAGUCAUACAUCCCACCUGUUGACACACCAGCGAGUUCACACGGGGGAGAGACCGUUCACCUGUUCUGUGUGUGGGAAGGGAUUCACUCAGUCUUGCAACCUGGUGAUGCACCAACGGGUUCACACUGGGGAGAGGCCGCUCACCUGCUCUUUGUGUGGAAAGCGAUUCAAUCACUUAUCCAACCUGCUGAGACACCAGCGAGCUCACAGUGGAGAGAAGCCGUUUACCUGCUCUGAGUGUGGAAAGGGAUUCACUGAUUCAUCCAACCUGCUGAGACACCAGCGAGUUCACGCCGGGAGAGACUAUUCGCCUGCCCUGAGUGUGGGAAGGGAUUCAGUCAGUUCUCGAGCCUGUGGAAACACCAGUGAGCUCACAUUGGGGAGAAGUCAUUCACCUGCUCUAAGUGCGGGAACGGAUUCUCUCAGUCACCACACCUGCUGACACCUGCGAGUUCACAAGUGAUUACAGAGGUUGGAUUCUGCUAUUAUCGCUGUUGUUAAUCACAUCCAGAACUGAAACAUGUUCAUUCUGACACGUGGUGAAGUGGGAGGGUCAGAGGGUUUCUUUCUGCUGGACUGGCCAGUCUCAUGACUUUGCUUCCAGUGGGCUGAUGCUCUUUGAGCCUGGGAGUGCGUAUUUUCACUGAAAUGAUCCACAAAAGCUGAUGAAGCACAUUUAUUUUAUCAUGGUAGUAAAUAGUGUUUUUCCUACCACUACAGGUAGAUCUGAAAUAAAUGCAUUUGUCUCUGUUCCAUUGAGCCUUGAAGCUGGAGUGAGGAUUUAUGAGAAUGACACAAGUCAUCAGUUAAAUGGUGCAUUCUCCAUGGCAAUGCAUCCACCAAUCAGAGUCCAUUUGCCAACAAAUCAGCACACUCCUCUCAUGAAGUAUUGUUGUUCCCUUCACAUUUGAUCUUCUUGCGAAUGUUCGGGGGCGAGUGCAAGAUGAAAAACCUCGACGUCUCUUUUUUCCACAAUUACUGUUUUAAUUAACAAACAGUAACAAAGAUUGAAUAAUAAUAAAUUAGCAGUUAUAGUAAAAAAUUGAAUUUUAUUUGCUGUGAACAUGUAAAACCUUAAUUUCUGUGUAUGUAAAGAAUGUGCAAUGAUAAUAAAUGUACUGGCAAGAGAGACCUUCAAGCUCUGAUUAGCCUCAACAUUUGAAACUGUAUGAAUAAGGGAUGGUAUAGAAUCAGAUAAAGGGAUAGUGUCAAACAGUU
Messenger RNA from Carcharodon carcharias (great white shark), 1979 nucleotides. RefSeq names its product gastrula zinc finger protein XlCGF7.1-like. The record is from RefSeq and is a predicted model, not a curated record. Gene Ontology annotation, biological process: regulation of transcription by RNA polymerase II. Gene Ontology annotation, molecular function: DNA-binding transcription factor activity, RNA polymerase II-specific; RNA polymerase II cis-regulatory region sequence-specific DNA binding. The transcript is spliced from 2 exons. Lineage: Eukaryota; Metazoa; Chordata; Chondrichthyes; Lamniformes; Lamnidae. Bases 469 to 1203 code for a protein of 244 amino acids.